AUUUUGUUGCGUUGGUUGUUUCACGAGGAGCUUCAAAUAAGAUUGGGUCCAAGGUUUCAGACCAUCCGAUCCCAGGAACGUCAAGGGCCCGAGACUGUGGCUGAGCUCGUGACCGAGCCCCAGGCAGUUCCGGAUUGGCGCCCCCGGAUAUAGCCUCCAUGCUCAGGAGGGCUGAUUGAAAGACGUCUGACCUCAUUGGGAAGAGAGAAGCCGGAUUUGGGGGGGAGGGGGGGAUGGCCAUGGCCGACACGAGUGUGGUGGUGUUGAGUUCGGACGACGAGACGGCGGCCAACAUUCCACCACCGGACUCAAUGUCCAGCCAAAUUCAGACCACUGACUCGCUGCCGGGAGCUGGAGCACCUACGCAAGAGACCCACCCCUCGAAGGCCUCGUCGUUGGUCAAAUGCGAACCUCCCAGUGAUUUGGUUUCGGUCACUAAAAACAAAGGUACCAAAUCCACCUCUGCCAAGUCUGUUAAAGCCCAAAAAGACCCUCAAUUACACAUUUCUAUCGCCAAAGUGUAUUCGCUAUGUGGUCAAAGCAACGGUACUGAGGUGAAAAUAGUGGUCCCUGAGAAGAAGAAAACCGCGUCCUAUCAAUCUCGAGUUAGGCCCAAGUCGAGCAUGAAACGAAGCUUGGUCCAAUCCAUGGAACCCGAGAUAAUUUGCCUCGAUGAUGAUGAUACAAACCAGGGCAGUGAAGACCUAGCUGGUCAUCCACUGCUUGUGGCUCGCCCGCCUCAAAAGAUUCGAAAAUUGACACCCACCGGAUCUGUUUCAUCUGAUAUUCAAAGUUCAAUCCCUCCGGCGAAAAUUGUCCCCUGCAACCAAUCCAAGACCGUCAAAACUGAGAUUGAUUUACCGCCCAUCCACCAAAUCGCUUUAGGCAAUGUGAGUAUUCAUCCCAUCGUUGUGUUGGAUGGCGAUGAUGAAGAGCCAAUGCCGAAAAGUGAAGACGACUUGAAACCGCCUGCUCCUUUUGAUCCGGUGGAAAAUGCCAUUGAAGCGUGUCGCUUAGUUCUACCUACUGACGAGUUCACGUCUGUCGUUAAGAAAUUUAAGAAGCGGAUCAAAAAUAUUCCUCCAGGUCUUCUUGAGAACGAAAAAUUCGCAAAAUUUGUUCAGGAGCGGGAAACAAAAAUUAGAUCAGACUCGAAAAAUAUUUACAUUCACAUCAAAGAACUCUUGGAUGAGCUCAAGAGAGUAGGUUGUUCUGGUUCCAAGACUGACACCAAACGACGAAUCAUCCCCGAGUCGAUUCCAAAUGGCAAAGAGCAAUCACAAGUGACAACUACCGUUCCAGGAGAUGAUGAGCCAGUACCUUCAACCUCAGCCUCGAUCUCUGUCGAUACCGUACCUGAAAAAUCCUUGACCAAAACGAAGGAGGUGUCUUCAUCUCAUUUGUUAAAGCUAACCGAAGCCCAAAAGAAACUCCACAAGGCUAUUACACGAUUGGAAGAGUCAGAGUGUGAUUUAGAGGCUGAUGAAGACUCAAACUACCUCAAAUUGAGCCGCUUCAAAGCCCGAUUCCUCAAAAUCAACCGAAAGAUAGCCGAAUGUCUCAAACUAAACCCAACCCUGGAACGUCGCCAAGAUAAACGAUUCAAGUGUCAAGGAAGUCGAAUCUUGGAAGUCAAUGUCAAGAUUGAGAAAUGGGUGAACCGGGCUAAAAAAGCCAACCGAGAGUUCUUUCCGGACUUUGCCGACAUUGUCAAACUCAUCGAAUCUGUCAAUCAAGAGAAAAAUUUGUGUUUAUCAAAAAGCCAAAUCUUAGACGAAGCCAAAGAGUCAUUCAUUGCAGUAGGUCGAACGUUGAAAGCCCAAAGAGUUCAUGAUGACAUGGAAGAUCUUGAUUCCUAUCUGUCUGAAGACAUCCUUCCAAUGACAGAUGAGCCCGAAGAUUUGAAGCGGCAAUUAGAUGAGAAUCUUCAAUUGGGCAAAGACAACCUCAAUCGGGUGUUUGACGACUUUGUCAGAAAAGAAGUGGAUUCUGGCGAAAAGCCGGAGGAAGUGCAAGAUGAGGAUGUUGAUAAUGAAAGCUCUAACGAAAUAAACAACUCUGGUCAAGAAGACAUGGAGCAUGAGGUUAGCAGUGAGGCUACGACGGAAAACCCAACGGUUCUUGAAGAACCCACUUCGAAAGCCGAUUUGUCUGCCCCUUUGGAGAAAACGUCUUUCGAGGAUACCAAUCCGAUUAAGUCUAACUAGGUUCUAUGUUCCUCCCACGAACCUGCAUUUAAAUACACAAUAAUAUACGCGACUCUGAAUUGUGUGAAAUGUGAAGUAUCACACGAAAUCAAGCUCUUUUCACGAUUUUUCUA
Messenger RNA from Tigriopus californicus, 2320 nucleotides. RefSeq lists its product as uncharacterized. The coding region runs from base 234 to 2207 and encodes 657 amino acids. The transcript is spliced from 4 exons. The record is from RefSeq and is a predicted model, not a curated record. NCBI's taxonomy places the organism in Eukaryota, Metazoa, Arthropoda, Copepoda, Harpacticoida, Harpacticidae. Gene Ontology annotation, molecular function: histone binding.